This is a messenger RNA of Chelonoidis abingdonii (Abingdon island giant tortoise), 1557 nucleotides long. RefSeq names its product sphingosine-1-phosphate receptor 4 (gene S1PR4). Gene Ontology annotation, cellular component: membrane. Gene Ontology annotation, biological process: G protein-coupled receptor signaling pathway. The record is from RefSeq and is a predicted model, not a curated record. Lineage: Eukaryota; Metazoa; Chordata; Testudines; Testudinidae. Gene Ontology annotation, molecular function: sphingosine-1-phosphate receptor activity.
GUACAAAUGCCACUUACCCUGCACGAGCAGCCCUCACUGUUACCUCUGCCAGGACCUCCUGCUGACAGACCAGCACAGGAUCCAGGCUAGGCAGCAGAGCCUCCGGCCCCUUCCUGACAGAAUCCCGGGCUGCCGGAGGGAGGCACCGGCUCUGACCUCUGCUCCAUCGGCUGGCUUGUCUUUGUGCUGUUUCUAGCUCUGGGCUUUGCUCUUCCUCAGGGCAUGCAGGUUCCUCAGAAGAUGCUUGCUCCAGGGCUAAGCCGGUCAGUAGAUCCCUCUCUCCCUCCUCUCCUAACUGACAUCCCCGAGGCCAGGGCUAGCCUGCUGUACAGCGUGGACUCCUGUCUGCAGCUGGCAGCCAGGCAGAACAUCAACCUCAUCCUGCAGCACUACAAUUACACGGGGAAGCUGGGCAGACGGCGGCCCCAGGAGGACAGGAUGAGCCUCCUCAAGGUGGCCUUCAUCACCAUUAGCUGCCUCAUCGUGGUGGAGAACCUGCUGGUGCUGAUAGCCAUCGUGAGGAGCCUGCGUGCCCGCCGGUGGGUCUACUCCUGCAUUGCCAGCAUCACAGUGAGCGACCUGCUGGCCGGAGGGGCUUAUAUCUUCAACAUCUGCCUGUCGGGCAGCAGGACCUUCCAGCUGACGCUGGAGCUGUGGUUCUUCCGGGAGGGCAUCCUCUUCAUUGCCCUGGCCGCCUCCACCUUCAGCCUGCUGGUGAUGGCCAUCGAGCGCUACAGUGCCAUGGUGAGACCCAUUGCCGAGAACGAGACCAGCAAGAGCUCACGCCUGCGCAUUCUCAUCAUCUCCUGCUGGGCCUUGGCCAUCCUCAUUGGGAUGCUACCCCUGCUGGGCUGGAACUGCCUGUGCAACUUCCCCAGCUGCUCCACCCUCCUGCCCCUCUACUCCAAGAACUACAUCCUUUUCUGCAUGGUCAUGUUCGGAAUGAUUCUGCUGGGCAUCAUCGGCCUCUAUGCCUCCAUCUACCACCUGGUCCGGGCCAGCUCCCAGAAGACCACCACCCGCCAUAGCCGCAAUAGGUCCCUGCGACUGCUCAAGACCGUCCUGAUGAUCCUGGGGGCCUUCAUUCUCUGCUGGAGCCCACUCUUCGCCUUGCUGCUCCUCGACGUCUUCUGCGAGUCCCAGACCUGCAAGCCCCUGCAGGGCAUGGACUGGGCCCUGGCCCUGGCAUUGCUCAACUCAGCCAUCAACCCCCUCAUCUACUCCUUCCGCAGCCUUGAGGUGCGCCGGGCCGUGCUGUGCUUCGUCUGCUGCUGCUGCAUCCGCCUUGGGCUCCGUGGGCCUGGGGACUGCUUGCUCAUGGCCGAUAUCAACUCGGGAUCCUCGACCGAGAGCUCCCUGCGGACUCGCGAGAGCUUCCGCCGCUCUGUGGUGCUCAACGCCCGGGAUCGGCCUAGGGAGCCUCUCUCCAGCAACUCCAGCAUGAUGAGCAACCUUCCCAGUAACUGAGGGGACGGCGGCAGGCUCCAGAAGGGGGUCUGCCCAUGGGGACUUGCCCUCAUGGCCAGGACUGGCUGUCAGGGGUAAGGUCCGGCGGCU